Messenger RNA from Labrus bergylta (ballan wrasse), 1515 nucleotides. Lineage: Eukaryota; Metazoa; Chordata; Actinopteri; Labriformes; Labridae. The record is from RefSeq and is a predicted model, not a curated record.
GGCUGUGAGUGGCUGGCUGCUGGUGCUAAAGUCUGUCAGUGCAAUAAAAGUCAUGUAUUGAUUUAAUUUCGUUAUCAAGGGGCCCAUGAAUCGACUGACAGUGGAUUUGACAGACCACUGUCCAGUUCAGUAUGGCAGAGGAGUAUUUAAUGGAGGUGUGUGUGGACUCCGUGGAGUCGGCUGUCAAUGCUGAACGAGGAGGUGCAGGGCGGCUUGAAUUAUGUACUAGUCUUCUGGAGGGAGGGCUCACUCCCAGUCUGGGUCUGCUGCAGAUAGUUAAGCAGUAUGUCAAAAUCCCCGUCUACGUCAUGAUACGGCCCCGUGGUGGGGACUUCCUGUAUUCAGACCAUGAAGUGGAGGUGAUGAGAAAGGACAUAGAGCUGAUGAAGAGCCACGGGGCCGAUGGACUUGUGCUGGGAGCCCUGACAGAGGAUGGACGGGUGGAUGCAGAGCUCUGUAUGGAGUUUCUGGCUGCUGCUCGACCUUUACCUGUCACUUUCCAUCGAGCUUUCGACAUGGUUCAUGACCCAGCGGUUGCUCUGGAGACUCUGGUUUCAUUAGGAUUCCAGCGUGUGCUCACAAGCGGCUGUGACACCUCUGCCUUGGAGGGACUCCCUGUCAUUAAACGUCUUGUAGAUCAGGCUAAAGGGAGAAUUGCCAUCAUGCCGGGUAAAUACAUUUGCUUUAUUCAUGCAGUUUGUACAGGUUUUCUCUUCCCUCACUUUUAUGUAUUUGUCAAUACAGGAGGAGGUAUCACGGAGAGAAACCUGCAGAGAAUUUUAGAGGGGUCUGGGGCUCAAGAGUUUCACGGCUCAGCCCGCUCCAGUAAAGACUCUGCCAUGAAGUUCAGGAACACCUGUGUGACGAUGGGAGCUGCUUUCUCAGCACCUGAGUACGGCCUGAAGGUGGCAGAUGUGUGCAAAGUCCGGACUCUGACUGCAAUAGCCAGAAACACAUUGUGAAUGGGUACUGUACAAUCAUGACAGUGAAAAAAGCAGAUACCUCAAAUGUGAUUGUUGAUUUUACUGGUAUGUCAUCAUUUUCACUAAAGCCCAGAUUAAGAAGAUAUUUCAUGUUUUUUUUUUUAAUCUUUGAUAAAUCCUUUGUAAAAAAGAAAAAUCUCUCUGUGGAGAGUGAUGGAUAAUUUUUAUAUAUCGGUUUACACCUCUGUGUGGCAUCAGAAAAAGUGUGAUAGAAUACACUAUAAUAAAGUGCUAAAUUAGCAGGGCCGCUGCUGAUUGAGUAAUCUAUUUUACCCUUUUCAAUACAGUGGCGUUUCAAUUAUUUACAACACUCCUUGUUUAAAGUGGAAAAUACUAAGCUGUGAUCUCCUGUAAUAUUUUUAACCAGGAAAGAACUGAAUAGGCGUGACUUCAUUCAGUUUUCUCACAAUUUACCCAGUUUUAAGAACAAAUUAACAAUUCAGCGCACUUUCUUUGGUUGUACUGUCCUCUACACUGAGGAAAGAAACAGUCUCUCCUUCAUUUCAUUUAAUAAAUACGGUGUACUAAUGCA